GGCCUGCAGCUCCUGCGUUUACUCGGAGUUUCGACCUCGCGGCUGCGUGGUGCGUGCGACCGCGGGACUCCAGCAAUGGGUCUGCUCUCAGAACUGAAGCUGGCUGUGCCCUGGGGUCACAUCGCUGCCAAAGCCUGGGGCUCCCAGCAGGGCUCCCCAGUUCUUUGCCUGCACGGCUGGCUGGACAAUGCCAACUCCUUUGACAGACUCAUCCCUCUUCUUCCAAAAGACUUCCAUUAUGUUGCCAUGGAUUUCGGGGGACAUGGGCUCUCGUCCCAUUACUACCUUGGUGUCCCGUAUUGCCAGGAAAACUUUGUGAAUGAGAUCGGGAGAGUUGUAGCAGCCUUGAAGUGGAAGCGUUUUUCCCUCCUGAGUCAUAGUUUUGGUGGCAUUAUCGGCGGAAUGUUUUCCUGUAUCUUCCCCGAGAUGGUGGAUAAACUGAUCUUGCUGGACACAUUGCCAUUUACCAUGGACCCUAAAGGAAUGGAGAACAUGCUGACUUACAGGCGGGGAGCCAUAGAGCACAUGCUGCAGGCAGAGGCCUUCCAGAAGCCCCGGCAAGUGGUCAAGCCAGAGGAGAUGCUGCAGAGAUUCCUGAAGAACAACAAUCACUUGAAUGAGGAGUGUGGGCGACUCCUCCUGCAGAGAGGAACCACGCAGGUGGCCACAGGUCUAAUGAUGAACAGAGACCGGAGGGUUGGUUUGUUGGAAUACAGCAUCCCCUUCCUGACCAGGGAGCUGCUGGUGCACUCCAUCAAGCAGCUGCAGGCCCAGGUCCUGCUUAUCAAGAUGGCUAGACAAAGUCUGGGAACAAGUGUUGGCGAGGAUGCAGAGGCCCCAGAACCCUCGUCGUGGGACUGCAAAGUGGCACAGCCACUUGGAAAACAGCCUGGCAGCUUCUCCAGCCGUUACCGUUAGACCCAGCAGUCAUGCCCAGCACAAGUCCACACCACGUGAACGUGACCGCGCAGAGUGGCACUGCUCACAGCAGCUCAAAGGUGGAGACCCUCCAAACACCUGUCAGCAGACAAGCAGAAUGUGGCGCAUCCACACAGUGGGCUACGUUUUAGCCAGAAGAGGAGCAAACUUCUAUGUGCUUUGUGCAUGAAGCUUGAGAACAUUAGAGAAGGCCAGUCACAAAUCCACGUAUUCUACAAUUCGAUUCACAUCCAAGUGCAAGGGGCCAAGUCUAGACAUUCACUCAGUGGUUGCAUUAAGAUGGGGAACUACAGGAGAACUACAGGUUUGGUUUGGGGUGUUUUGCUUUCGUGAGGAUGACAAUGUCCUGGGAUUGACUGUAGCUGUUUGCAGGACUGUAUGUAAAAAACACAGAGUGGUACAUGUUAAAGGGGUGAAACAAUCUCAGUAAAGGUGUGAAGAGACAAA
This is a messenger RNA of Canis lupus familiaris (dog), 1386 nucleotides long. It is a transcript of the gene SERHL2, whose product is annotated as serine hydrolase like 2. The transcript has 11 exons. The record is from RefSeq and is a predicted model, not a curated record. Gene Ontology annotation, molecular function: hydrolase activity. Lineage: Eukaryota; Metazoa; Chordata; Mammalia; Carnivora; Canidae. Bases 76 to 918 code for a protein of 280 amino acids.